UUUUAUCGUUUAAUGCAAAUAUGCAAACCCGUUGUAUUUGUGAACUCCGUCUUCUUGCCCGUUAAAUUGCAUUUAUAAAGUAAUUCAGAUUGGUAUGUAGUUCUAAUCGAAUUUUUGUUCAUUUCCGCAUCGCAGCGAGAGGACUUCAACUCCCAGGAUCCUUUUCGGCGCAUAUAAAUAAAGCUUUUUUGUUUGGGCUGAGCGCUUCUCAGCUGUUGUGCUGUAAGGGCACAUUAAAAUGUGGCGAAUUUGGCUGCUGAGGUGCAGGUGGUAAUGAAAGUUGUAUUUUUUGCCGUAAGGGUCGUGUUGUCUGUGUUAAAUUUCCCCGAACUCAUCUUUAGAGGACUGCACGCGGCUUCAUCAUGAAUAUGCACUUUGAAGGAUCCAGCAACGUCACGCUGUUGUUUGAUUUCUGGGAUGUACGUGGGCCUGCAGGAAUGGUGCUGUCGGUCUUUGUAGUUCUACUGCUCACCGUGAUCUACGAGCUUCUGAAAGUGUGGAAGAUCACUAUUGGAAAACAGAAGCAAUCCUUCAUUACACAUCCAUCCGCUCCGGUGUCAUUCUCACCGGAAGCAUCCUGUUUCGCCCCCGUCAUGAAGCGUCAAGAGGGAAGCUCUGCUCUGACCAACAGCCCCUCUGAGAACUCAUUAGCUGCCACCGAGAAUACGGCCGCUACUGCAGACACCACCGCAGCUGCUAAGAAGAGCUGGCUUCUACACUGCCUCCAGACCGCCAUUCACAUUCUGCAGGUGACGCUAGGCUACAUGCUCAUGCUCUGCGUCAUGUCCUACAACGUGUGGAUCUUCCUGGGGGUCAUCAUGGGAUCCGUCUUGGGAUACUUUCUGGCUUUUCCUCUACUGAAUCACAUUUGAGAAGAGAUGAGAAAACAAAAACACGAGGCGGCAUCUCGAAAUGUUCAACCGAGUUGACUGGACUCAAAAUCAAAAAUGUUUCCUGUUGCUCUUGAUCUAAUGAUGCCAGGUUUGUGUGGCCAUGAUCAAGAAGACAUGCAAGAGAUGUUGUGAUAUGUAGACUGAACGGGGAUGAUUCUCAUUUUUAACGUUUCAGGUUGUAUUUUAAAGAUCAUGCAUGAAAGCUUAUUUAAUGGAAGUUUGGCGAUAACCAAUUGUAAAUUUGGUUAGUGUUUUAGAGGUUCGAUUGUAAACCUCAUUGGGAACACAAUAUCUAACGUGAAGAAUGGUGUGUUUAACGCAUGCGAUUUUACGUUUGAGGUUGUACGACGUGACUUCGUUCAAACAGUCAGCAUUGUACUAAACGGAGAUGUGCCUCAUUGACAAGUUUUAUAUUUUCUACAACUACUGAUGUAAUUAAUAAGCUAAUAUUCUGUUACACAAAUGAAUGUUUAAAUUCUGUUCUCUGAGAUUUGCUUUAAUGUUGCUGGUGGUUUUCUGUUAUUUUGGGAAAGCAGUAGUUUUAAACCUUGCGAUGGGUCGUUGUAAACUUCCUACAUGAGUCAAGAUCAGGCGGUCUUGGGUAAUGCUGGAAAUUACUGCUGAAUUGCAGAACAAACAAUGAUUUGAACUAAACUAUUGGCGGAAAAGAGAAAUGCAAAUCAUGUGGCCUUAGUUAAUGUUCACCAGCAAUACAGACACAUGGAAACUGAUUGACUAACUGAGAACAGAAAUAGGAGAUCUACAAUCCUCACACAAUCUUUUAAAUGCACUAUUGGUAAUUGUUUUUAAGUGAAAUUAGUUUCAUUGCAGAAUGUAUUAAAGGUUUUGA
Sinocyclocheilus rhinocerous is the source of this 1743-nucleotide messenger RNA. RefSeq names its product solute carrier family 31 member 2 (gene slc31a2). The coding region runs from base 363 to 872 and encodes 169 amino acids. Gene Ontology annotation, cellular component: membrane. Lineage: Eukaryota; Metazoa; Chordata; Actinopteri; Cypriniformes; Cyprinidae. Gene Ontology annotation, biological process: copper ion transmembrane transport. The transcript has 4 exons. Gene Ontology annotation, molecular function: copper ion transmembrane transporter activity. The record is from RefSeq and is a predicted model, not a curated record.